Molecule: messenger RNA, 2076 nt
Organism: Penicillium waksmanii
Lineage: Eukaryota; Fungi; Ascomycota; Eurotiomycetes; Eurotiales; Aspergillaceae
Product: nuclear export protein Noc3
Exons: 1
Coding region: 1-2076 (691 amino acids)
Biological process (GO): DNA replication initiation
Cellular component (GO): nucleolus
Molecular function (GO): chromatin binding
Source: RefSeq, a predicted model, not a curated record
AUGGCGCGCGGUCCGACUGUGAAAAGGAGGCGCCUGAGCCCUCCAGUCGAUGGAGGCAAGUCUUCAAAAUCCAAGGCCAACGCCAAGGCCCACAGCGAUUCCGAGGACGAGUGGGAUGUUGAGCAGGAUUACGAACGUCGCCCGCGCAAGUCGGAGAAGAAAAAGACUGAGAACAACCGAUUGCCCAUUAAGACCUCCGAGGGUUUCGUUCACGAGUUGGAAACACAAACUCCAGCUGCCGAUGCCGACGCCGACGCCGCUGAAGAAACCGACAGCUUCUUGGGGACCGACGAUGAGGGCGAUGAUGUUUCCGAGAGCGAGGAGGAGGUCGAGGAAGAGAAGCCCAAGAUCCCGAUAAAGGUCCAGAUCAUGCAAGCCAAGGAAGAACUCGCCCGCAUGGCCACUUUGAUCAACGAAGAUCCCGAAGAACAUACAGCUCUGUUCAAGACAAUGGCCGACAUGGCCGCGAGGCCCGAUGCGCCAAUCACGGUCAAGAAGUUGGCCCUCGCAUCACAGGCUGCCAUCUACAAGGAUGUGAUUCCUGGUUACCGAAUCCGUCCCAUCACUGAGGAGGAAAUGGGCGGUAAGGUUUCCAAGGAAGUGCGCAAGCUCCGAGAUUUCGAGCAGGCUCUCGUGGCUGGAUACCGGAAUUACGUGCAAACACUGGGUGCCCUGACCAAGCCGGGCAAGAAUGUUCACGUCGAUCCGAGUUUGAAAAGCCUCGCCAUCAACUGUACUUGCACUAUGCUCGAGUCGGUGCCCCACUUCAACUUCCGCAACGAAUUGCUCAAGAUUCUUGUGAACAAACUUGCUAGGAAACAGAUCGAUGCGGACUUUGUCAAGUGCCGCGAGAGCUUGGAGAGCAUUUUCAGAAAGGACGAGGACGGCUUGGUCUCCUUGGAAGCUGUCAAGUUAUUGUCAAAGAUGAUGAAGGCUAGAGAUUUCCAGAUCAACGAGACUGUUUUGGAUACCUUCCUCAGCCUACGUCUGCUGGGAGAAUUCUCACAAAAGGCCUCGCGUGAUCGUGUGGACAGACGAGAGCAAGAAGCCCCCAUUGGCAAGAAGAAGCAAGUGCGGGAAUUCCGUACCAAGAAGCUGCGCAAGACGAUGAAGGAGCAAAAGAUUGUCGAGAAGGAUAUGAAGCAAGCCGACGCACUUGUCUCCCACGAAGACAGAGACAAGAACCAGGCGGAGACCCUCAAGCUUGUCUUUGGUAUCUACUUCCGUAUUCUGAAGCAACGAAUUCCCAAACUCAUGGGCCCUGUCCUUGAGGGUCUGGCCAAGUACGCCCACCUUAUCAACCAGGACUUCUUCGGAGACCUCUUGGAGGCAAUGAAGGACCUCAUCGCCCAUGCCGAGCGCGACGAAAAGGCCGAAGAAGGAGAUGAGAACGAGGAGGUCGAAGAAGAGACCGAAGCCCAGGGCGCCCGACCCCGCGAUACCCGCCGUGAAGCCCUGCUAUGCACGAUCACUGCAUUUGCCCUACUGGAAGGCCAAGACGCCAGCAAGGCCGCUUCAACCCUCCACCUUGACCUUGGCUUCUUCGUCCAACACCUCUACCGUUCUCUCUACUCCCUCUCCACAAACUCCGAAGUCGAGUUCAACCCCAACACCUCGCUGCGCCUGGCCGACCCUAAUAAUGCCGACGAUGAGAGUCAACUCACUCAGGCCCGCUCAAGAAACAAGGUCAACUUCCAGACUCCGAUGGUCCUACUCCUCCGCUGCCUCCAUUUCACCUUGAUCUCCCGUGCCCACGGCAUGCCCCCGCCUGUCAGACUAGCCACUUUCUCCAAGCGUCUCAUGACUACUGCGCUUCAACUGCCCGAGAAAUCCGCCAUGGCCACCCUGGCCCUGAUGAACCAGGUCGCAAAGCACAACGCCCGUCGCAUUUCUUCGCUGUGGCAUUCCGAUGAGCGCAAGGGCGAUGGUGUUUUCAAUCCCUACGCAACUGAUGUCGAGGCUACGAAUGUAUAUGCCGGCUCCGUGUGGGAGGGCGAAUUGCUGCGCCAGCAUUAUUGUCCGCAAGUCCGAGAGGCAGCUAUUGAUAUCGAAAAGAUGCUCGCCUCUUCGAAGUAA